AUGACCGUCGCUGUUCUGACCAUCGCUGUUGCUGCGCCACCGUCACCAUCAUCAUCUCCGUGCUUCUCAUCAUCGUCUUCUCUAUGCUCACAUCGUUAUAUAUGUGAAGGCAUUAUCAUUAAUCUUGUUGUGGGACAUUACCAUCCUAAAAUUCUGAAAGCCUUAACAGAGCAGGCAGAAAAGCUGACCCUAAGGUCUCGAGCCUUUUACAAUGAUCGGUUUCCACCAUUUGCUGAGCAUUUGACAAGUAUGCUUGGUUAUGAUAUGGUUCUUCCCAUGAACACUGGUGCUGAAGGAGUGGAAACAGCUCUGAAAUUAGCAAGAAAGUGGGGUUAUGAAAAGAAAAGAAUUCCCAAAGAUGAGGCUAUUAUUGUGUCAUGUUGUGGCUACUUCCAUGGCCGUACACUAGCUGUUAUAUCUAUGAGUUGUGACAAUGAAGCUACCCGGGGUUUUGGUCCUUUAUUGCCUGGCCAUCUUAAAGUGAUUUUGGUGAUGCAGAAGGCCUUGAAAGAAUUUUUAAAGUGGGAAAUCCUUGUUGCUUCUUCAAAUUCUUUGGCUAAGAAAAAGAUAGGUGUGCUUAUAGAUUUCAUUUUGGUAAUCAUUCCUCUGAAUGGCUAUUUGAAAGCUGUUAGAGAUCUUUGCACUAGAUAUAAUGUGCUGAUGAUUGCAGACGAAAUACAAACUGGGUUAGCAAGAACAGGGAAGAUGCUGGCUUGUGACUGGGAAGAAGUUCGCCCAGAUGUUGUGGUUAGAAAAUAG
This is a messenger RNA of Arachis duranensis, 759 nucleotides long. RefSeq names its product ornithine aminotransferase, mitochondrial-like. The record is from RefSeq and is a predicted model, not a curated record. Bases 1 to 759 code for a protein of 252 amino acids. Gene Ontology annotation, molecular function: identical protein binding; pyridoxal phosphate binding; L-ornithine transaminase activity. The transcript is spliced from 6 exons. NCBI's taxonomy places the organism in Eukaryota, Viridiplantae, Streptophyta, Magnoliopsida, Fabales, Fabaceae. Gene Ontology annotation, cellular component: cytoplasm.